Messenger RNA from Chrysochloris asiatica (Cape golden mole), 3918 nucleotides. RefSeq names its product ATP-binding cassette, sub-family C (CFTR/MRP), member 11 (gene ABCC11). Gene Ontology annotation, biological process: transmembrane transport. Gene Ontology annotation, cellular component: membrane. NCBI's taxonomy places the organism in Eukaryota, Metazoa, Chordata, Mammalia, Afrosoricida, Chrysochloridae. The record is from RefSeq and is a predicted model, not a curated record. The transcript is spliced from 27 exons. Bases 1 to 3918 code for a protein of 1305 amino acids. Gene Ontology annotation, molecular function: ATP binding; purine nucleotide transmembrane transporter activity; ABC-type transporter activity.
AUGAUCAGAAGGAGGACAGAUUGGAUCCCUGACUCCUCUGGUGGCCUCGUGAAUCUCGGCAUGGACAUAGGUGAUGACAUGGUAUCAGGACUUAGCUACAAAACUUAUACUGUCAAGGAUGGUCCCUGGAGCCAGCAGGAGAGGAGACACGAGGCCCUGGGGAAGGGGGAAGCCCUCUCUUGGGGAAAGUACAAUGCUGCCUGGAAAACCAUGAUUCCCUUCCGCCCUAAGCCAAAGCUGCCCUCUCCUCAACCCUUGGAUGAUGCUGGACUGUUCUCCUAUCUCACAUUGUCAUGGCUCACCCCACUAAUGAUACAAGGCUUACAGUUUCGAUUGAAUGAGAAUACCAUCCCCCAGCUGUCGGUAAAUGAUGCCUCAGACAAAAAUGUCAAAAGGCUUCGUCUCCUUUGGGAAGAAGAAGUCUCAAGACAUGGGAUUGAAAAAGCUUCAGUACUUCGAGUGAUGCUGAGGUUCCAAAGAACAAGGGUUAUAUUGGAUGUACUUAUGGGCUGCUUCUACUGUGUGGCAAGUGUAUUAGGGCCAGCACUGAUUAUACCAAAGAUCCUGGACUAUUCAGAAGAGCAGUCAGGGAAUGUCGUGUAUGGAGUGGGACUCUGCUUUGGCCUUUUUCUCACCGAAUGUAUGAAGUCUCUGACUCUGUGCUCAUGUUGGGUCAUCAACCAGCGCACUGGCACAAGGUUUCGCACAGCUGUUGCCUCACUUGCCUUUGAGAAGUUGAUUCAAUUUAAGUCACUGACACACAUCUCUGUAGGAAAGGCCAUCAGCUUCUUCACCAGUGAUGUAAACUACCUGUUUGAAGCUGUGUACUAUGGCCCGCUGACCUUGCUGGCCUUUUUAUCACUGAUUGCCUGUGGAGUUGCCUCCUACCUUGUUCUUGGAUCUACAGCACUCAUUGCCGUUUUCACCUAUUUGCUGGUUUUUCCACUGGAGGCUUUCACAACCGUGGCCACCUUGAAUCCCCUGAGGCUGUCGGUGUUCUUUGCACCCUUUGCAAUCAAAGGCAUCACGAAUUGCACUUCCGCAGCUGACAGGCUCAAGAAAAUUUUCCUCCAGGAGAGCCCUACACUAUAUGUCCAGACAUUAAAAGACCCCAGCAAGGCACUGGUUUUAGAGGGUGCCACUUUGUCAUGGAAACAGACCUGCCCUGGGAUGGUCAAUGGAGGCUUGGAGAUGGAGAAGAAUGGACACACCUCUGAGGGGAGGACUGGAACUCAACCACCUUUAAGUGACCUCAGGCCAGAGGACAAAGGACACAGCCUGGGCCCAGAAUUGCACAAUAUAAACUUGAUAGUUUCAAAGGGCAAGAUGCUGGGGAUCUGUGGCAACACAGGUAGUGGCAAGAGCAGUCUGCUGUCAGCCAUCUUGGGGGAGAUGCACUUGCUGGAGGGCUCAGUGGCGGUGCAGGGAAACCUGGCCUACGUGCCCCAGCAGGCCUGGAUCAUCGGAGGCAGUAUCCAGGAGAAUAUCCUCAUGGGAGACCAGUAUGACAAGGCCCGGUAUCGCCAGGUGGUCCAUUGCUGCUCCCUGAAACGGGACCUGGAAAUCCUGCCCUUUGGAGACAUGACAGAGGUUGGGGAGCGGGGACUCAACCUCUCCGGAGGGCAAAAGCAGAGAAUCAGCCUGGCCCGGGCUGUCUACUCUGAUCGUGAGGUCUACCUGCUUGAUGACCCUCUGUCAGCUGUGGAUGCCCAUGUGGGAAAGCACAUCUUUGAGGAGUGCAUUAAGAAGACACUCAGGGGGAAGACCAUUGUCCUGGUGACCCACCAGCUGCAGUAUUUAGAGUUUUGUGAUGACAUCAUUUUGCUAGAAGAUGGGAAAAUCUGUGAAGCUGGAACUCAUAAUGAAUUAAUACAGAAAAAAGGGCAGUAUGCCCGACUCCUCCAGAAGAUCCACGGGGAAGACACACAGAACGUGAAACAGGAGACAGGAAAGAAACAGGACACAGUAGAAGAUCAAGCUUGGGAUGCUACCUGGGAAGAUCCUCUUAGCGACAAAACUGGUAACGGUGCUAAGAAACUGGGUGGGAAUGUCCACGUGUUUGCCUGGGCCUUUCAGAGGUUUGUGCCGGAAAAUCAGCUCACAAAGAAGGAAGAGAUGGAAAAAGGUUCUCUGAGUUGGGGUGUCUACCACUACUACAUCCAGGCAGCUGGAGGUUACAUAGUCUCUAUCAUGGUUUGCCUUCUCAUGGUGGUGACCAUGUCCCUUCUGACCUUCAACUUCUGGUGGCUGAGCUAUUGGUUGGAGCAGGGCUCAGGGACCAAUAGUAGCCGAGAGAGCAAUCAGACCAACGCAUUCCCUGGUGACAUACUGGACAACCCACAGCUGCCCUUUUACCAGAUGGUGUAUGGUCUCAGUGCCCUGUUCCUGUCCUGCACAGCGGUCUGUUCCUCAUGGGCCUUCACAAAGGUUUCAAGGAAAGCAUCUACAGUUUUGCACCAUAGGCUCUUCAAAAAGGUUUUCCGCUGCCCCAUGAGUUUCUUUGACACAACCCCAAUGGGUCGACUCUUGAACUGCUUUGCGGGGGAUUUGGAUGAGCUGGACCAGAUCUUGCCCAUGAUUGCUGAAGAGUUCCUGCUCUUGUUUUUGGUGGUGAUCUCUAUCCUGAUUAUUAUCAGUGUGCUGUCUCCAUAUAUAUUGGUGAUGGGAGCCAUCCUGGCUGUUAUCUGCCUGGUUUUUUAUACGAUGUUCAAAAAGUCCAUCAAUGCAUUCAAGAGAUUGGAGAACUACAGUCGGUCACCUUUAUUCUCCCACAUCCUCACCUCUCUGUAUGGUCUGAGUUCUAUCCAUGUCUAUGGAAAAACUGGAGACUUCAUCAGCCAGUUUAAAAGGCUGACUGAUACACAGAGUAACUACCUGCUGUUGUUCCUGUCUUCCACACGAUGGGUGGCACUGAGGCUUGAGAUCAUAACCAACCUGGUGACCUUGACUGUAGCCUUGUUCGUAGCUUUUGGCUUUUCUUCCACCUCCUAUUCCUAUAAAGCCAUGGCUAUCAGCUUUGUCUUGCAGCUGGCAUCCAACUUCCAGUGCACUGCCCGGAUUGGUUCAGAGACAGAGGCGCGCUUCAUGGCUGGGGAGAGGAUACUGCAGUAUAUGAAGAUGAGUGUCCCUGAGGCUCCUUUGCAUGUGGAAGGUGUGAGCUGUGUUCCUGGGUGGCCACAGCAUGGGGAAAUCACCUUCCAGGAUUAUCAGAUGAAAUACAGAGACAACACCCCUAUUGUCCUCAAUGGCAUUAACUUGACAAUUCGCAGCCAAGAAGUGGUGGGCAUCGUGGGAAGGACAGGCUCUGGGAAGUCCUCCUUGGGAGUGGCUCUCUUUCGCUUGGUGGAGCCCACAGCAGGGCGGAUUCUCAUUGAUGGUGUGGACAUUUGCAGCAUUGGCCUGGAGGAGCUGAGGUCUAAGCUCUCGGUUAUCCCUCAAGAUCCCGUCCUGUUCUCUGGAACCAUCAGAUUCAACUUGGAUCCCUUUGACUGCUACACAGAUGAGCAGAUCUGGAAUGCCUUGGGAAGGACAUUCCUGAUCAAGACAAUCUCAAAGUUUCCAAAAAGACUGCAAGCAGAAGUUGUGGAAAAUGGUGAAAACUUCUCUGUGGGAGAGAGACAAUUGUUCUGCAUCGCUCGAGCCCUCCUCCGAAACUCCAAGAUCAUCCUUAUUGAUGAAGCCACAGCCUCCAUUGACCUAGAGACUGACAACCUGAUCCAGGACACCAUCCGUGAGGCCUUCCAGGACUGCACAGUGCUGAUCAUCGCACAUCGCAUCAUCACGGUCUUCAACUGUGACCGCAUCCUUGUCAUGGACAAUGGGAAGGUCAUGGAGUUUGAUAAGCCUGAAGUUCUGCAGAAGAAACCCGGGUCAGUGUUUGCAGCCCUGCUGGCCUCAACCAACUCUUCACUGAGCUAA